AUGCUUCAAGAAAGAGUAUUUCAUAUUAACGACCGUGUCUGGCUAAAGACUGGAGCUAACACGUGGUGGCCGGCAAAAGUCACUUCAGUUACCGGUGUGGAGGGAGUUGACGGAAGGUCGUCAGAAACUGGCACAUCUACGGUUACCGUUCUCACGUAUCCAGGAACCCAAAAUAAGGCCACCUAUAAAAAUGUUGACAGCCACUCCUCCGCCAUUACAUUUUUUGAGCCCUCAUCUGAGAAAGCCGUCACCGCCAAUGAGGAUCUUCUGCAAGCUAUUCGUAACGCAGAGGAGGACAAGGAGUCCAACGCAUUGCGAUUUGAGCCGACUCAUUCAAAAAAUACGGCGCCGAGGGGAACAUCACAGAGGGCGUUUUCGACAAGCGGGCGAGCGGGUUCGCUUAACAAUGCCACUCAGCAAACUGCAGGGGGCAAACGCAGCCGUGAGGUGAGCCGGAUGCGACAGAGGAGUACCGGCUCUCACUUAUCCCCCGCAUCGGACGACGCACUGGUGCAAUGGAAAAAAGAUAUUGAUGAAGCCACUGAUAACUGCGACGGGGCUCUGCUUACCAGCACGCUUCUGAAACUUGCGAGCGUCAGUGUUACACUCCGGCAGCUUUUGCGCACAAAAAUUGGUGUGUCGGUUUCAAGGGCCUUGUCAAAAAAGGAUCUAGAAGAACAAAGGAGCCUGGCUACUUGUAUCAUCUCCGCUUGGACAGCCAAACUACCGGAGGAAACUGUGAGAGCAAUUGAAGAGUACAACAAGUACGAGCAGGAAGCCAAAAAAAGAGGGGGGACGGCGCGGAGCGGCGGUGCACGCCAUAACAAAAGACGGGGAACCAUUUCCAGUUCACAAACGAGGGAGGAACGGGAUGUGGCAACACCGUCAACAAGUGAAAGCGUGGGCAACCCAAUUACUAUUGGAGGAGGGGCACAACCACAGUUUGUUGACCGGGUGCAGAAGCUGCUUCUCCAACCGGGGGAUCCGCAUAGUUUUAGUGUUAGAAGUGAUGAUCUCAGAUCUGUAGCGGAAAAAAUAUGCGCUGAGGUAACAAGAUCGGAGGACCGCAUGUAUCUUUUGGAGCAUUUGAGUAAACCGGGGUUAUCAGAAAUACGGCGCAGGCUGGCGAUGGGGGAGCUGAGUGGAAAGGAUUUUCUCGAACUCAGUCGCUGGGAACUAAUGACGCAAGAGGAAAAAGAGGACGCAGAGCGCCGAACUACGGAGAAACUAAGAAACUUGGAAGAAACCGAGCGGUCGCUGUUGCAUACCACCUCACUUUUUGAAUGCCCGGAGUGUCACGGAAGGGAAUGUGAAUGGAGAGAACUACAGAUCCGGUCAGCGGAUGAACCGACAACUAAAUUUAUUAAGUGCAUUAAGUGCAAACAUAAUUGGUCAGAGAAUUAG
Trypanosoma brucei brucei TREU927 is the source of this 1404-nucleotide messenger RNA. RefSeq names its product transcription elongation factor S-II, putative. The record is from RefSeq and is a predicted model, not a curated record. Gene Ontology annotation, biological process: termination of RNA polymerase III transcription; DNA-templated transcription. Gene Ontology annotation, molecular function: zinc ion binding; nucleic acid binding; DNA-directed RNA polymerase activity. Gene Ontology annotation, cellular component: RNA polymerase III complex. The coding region runs from base 1 to 1404 and encodes 467 amino acids. Lineage: Eukaryota; Euglenozoa; Kinetoplastea; Trypanosomatida; Trypanosomatidae. The transcript has a single exon.